Molecule: messenger RNA, 2958 nt
Organism: Penicillium soppii
Lineage: Eukaryota; Fungi; Ascomycota; Eurotiomycetes; Eurotiales; Aspergillaceae
Exons: 1
Coding region: 1-2958 (985 amino acids)
Source: RefSeq, a predicted model, not a curated record
AUGCAUCAUUGGGAAUCAUCGCAUGACAGUGCCGUCGCACCAAGCCCAAUCGUUCGCACUUAUCGACCUGACCCUCCCUCGAAACGAAGAGUCAAUAUGACGUCCCCCAAGAUGACGGGGACAACUUCCGAUCUUCCGCCUCCUAGAUCCCGUGGCGGGAGUGGACCACGACCUCAAGCUCGCUCAGCGGGUACAGCUGAACGAGCCGGCAGGAAUGAAAGCCUGGUGGAUUUAGUUCGCUUCUUUCAGACCCAGAAUAUGACCCCUCAACCUAUAGCACCUCCAUCGCCAUCUGAAACUUACACUCCACCUCAACCCUCGAGUCCCUCGGAUACAGCAACUGCGCUUCCGGUUGCUAUAUCGCCCAAGGAAUCGAAGUCGGAGCUGAAACAGGAACUGAAGCCAUUUCAUCGGCGCCUUCUACAAUUCGCCCAGCGUCCCAAAAAGGAACCGUCAUUGAAAUCAAAGAAAGACGAUCAGCAGCGCCAGAUUGAUGCAUUGACAAGAGAAGGAUAUCUGAUACCAGCUCCUCUACCGAAGGAGUUGAAAGGACAGAGGGAGGCAAAGCAAUCAAUAGAAAGUGACAGGAUGUCAGUUUCCAGGUCUCUUUCUAAAUCAAAAAAAGAUGUGGAAAUCAUCGGACAGCCAUGGUUGGAAGCCAAAGCUGAUGGCAGGAAACGGCCAACCGAGCCGAGACGGCGCCUGGCCUCUUUGGACUUGGACGACUUUGGUUCAAUGGUUGAUGUCGCGGUCUCGCUCUCUGCCGAGUUCGACGAUUCAGUGCCACCACCAUACCAACCCACUGAAAACGCUCCCUCUCGAUCAUCUUCAAUGGUGCCAAUGUCGAGUCCGAGGGCAGACCCCACACCAUCCAAGGUCAUCGCAUCAGCUUCGUCGUCCGCCUCUACCAGCCUUUCUUUUAGGAACACUUCUAUCGAUGAACAAAGCCAACAGCCAUCCAACUCCACAGACUCUAACAACCUUGUUACCUCACAAGAUAUUGAAUCUGUUUCAACUCCCACUAGCAGUGCACCUGCGAGUGUCAAGACUACCGAGUCCCAGCCCCGGGCUUCCUGCGAUAGCUCGAGGCGAGACCAGUCAGACCAACCUUCGGUCCGCAACGUGACGCCAUCCCAACCCACCUUGAAACUGUUCCCUGAUGUUGCGCCUCCACGCAAAUCAAGCAUCGCGGCUCGGAGAACUUCAGCAGUUCCCCGGUAUCAGAUAAUCAGCAAUGCCGCGGCAUCAUCGACACGAACCCCACAGCCUGGGUCGUCCGACAAUCCUGCUGAGUCUUCGAAGGCUUCACGAAAAUCACUGGAUGUCUUCACGGAUGUCCCAGCUACCGAAGCGGGGCCAAAAUGCCCAGGGUCUCUCGUGCCUCCCGCAAAUUCUGCUGCUGAAGCCUCUGUCGAGAAAGCGCCCAAGGAGUCCGCGUCCCCAGAUCAAAUCAAGACCCGACGGGCCUCGCUGUCUAUGGGCACACUCAAGGCAUUUCCUCUGCCAGCACCUACGAGACCCCUGCCAUCUUUGCCUGAGCUUGAACGCUGUCCGAGUGCUCUUCCAGACACGAGUACUCAGUCUAUCCGAUCGGUUUUGUCAGGGCCUAUAUUAUCAUCGACUUUGCAGUCUUCGGCCACAGCCGUCGAAAACCAAGAAACAGAGUCAACCAUCGACAGCCCCAAUAGGCCCGACUCACGUCCAGCAACUGCUAUUGGCAGUGUGGACGCUGGCGGCUCAAUAGCUGAUGAUGAGGAAAGCUUAUUCGCUCCAUCAAUCUCCGACUAUUCUAAGUCGACUUCAGGGCUAUUCACUCGUCGAGGGCGUGCAUCUAGUGUCCGCAUCCCUCGGAUGCAAGAGGAUCCUGGGACAUCAAGCUCAAACAAGCUAUCAGAGGGUGAGCCUUUGGCUGACUCUCCUGUCUUAGGACAUGGCACCUCAACAAAGACCAAUGGCAAACAUGCCUUGACAGCGCUCCAUAUCAACCCACGGAUCGGUCGAAAGAACCUUCCUUUUGGGCUACCCACGCCCCCACCUACUGCGUCUCUCCCAUCGGCGCCCCCUCCCCAACACGCUCCUCCCCCGCCUCCUGGACGUAAAAUUGGCCAACGCAAUGCCGCUGCUCCUCAUGCAGCUAAGCUAUCAUCAAUGAAAAGCAAGGAUGUUCCUGCUGCGCCUGGGUCGUACCGGAAUUCCACGAUUUCCCAGAGCGACAGCUCCCGAAGCAGCCUUCGGAAUGAGAGCUUCCCUGAUUCGUAUGGGGAAAGUCGUACUGAGUCUCGACCUGAGUCUCCCCUUCCGUCAUCGGACGACGAGGUUUUCGGCCCUAGAGAAGACUCCAAGGCCUUCCGCUGCGAAUCCACCAAGCACAAGCGAAUCCAAACAGUACGACGGGAGUAUGGCACAGCGGAUGUAAACCAGAGCUCCGGCCGCUUGCGACUUCGUUGCCCCCAACCUACCCGCUCUACGGCCCCUCAAAGUCGCAGCAACCACGAUCUUGAGAAGACUUCAACUCCUCAGUCGCAAUACUCCCUUUCGGCUCCUCGACUGAGAGAAUCCCAAAGCACCCAACACCCACGCCCCGCUCAACGAGAUCACUACCUCGAAGACCGGGUUGCAAACCUAGAACGCCAAAACCAGAUGCUGCAGGCUGCCCUCAUGGCGGCGCUCAAUGCGAGCGGCAAGAACGCUUUGGAGGGCCUCAAUCUGGACCCCAACAUGCCACCAGCCUUCCCACAUGCACCCUAUGCCAACAACUAUCCAAGCAGUCAUUUUUCCCGCCCUGAUAGUUGGGUCAGUUCUUCUCGCAGCAGUGAGACCAGUGGGUUUGAGUCAGGCUCGAGCAAAGACGGUCGUGCCAAUGUGAAGCAACUGGACAAUAUGAUCGAGGAUAUCGAAUCUGGGUGGAUGUCGGACAAGUCCAGUCUCAGUGGAGCUCGAAUUGCCCGCCAACGAUAA